AUGGAGAGCAGCUGCCAAGGCUGUGGCCUCUGGUUCCAUUCUCUGUGUGACUGUCUGAAAAAUCCGAAAUGGUGCACCGUCACCAGUGCCGCUAUCAAGCAAAACGACCCACCUAUCUGGGUGCUCCUCUCGCAGCCUGGAGCAAGGGAGAAUCUUACCACAACAAACAUGCGCGUGUCAGGCAUCCUCGACACCUAUGAGAAACCCAAAUUCUUCGAUGCCGGCUGGGCAUUUUCGCAGUCCGUCUACAAGCCCCAGGAUCAAGCUUUGGCAAUGAACUCCGUCCGUGUGCGUACUCACGAGCAAAUCCACACCCACAUCUGCCGACGUAACGAUGACAUGUAUGACAAGUUCGCCAGCGAGCAUAUCAAAAAUUACAACUCAGUGAAUCUCACCCGCCUGGACGGUGACCCUGAAUUAUUCUGCUUGGCCGUUCAAAAUGGCGGAAUUGUUCCAAACUUUUCGAGCGCCUUGGGUCGAUUUUUUGAGGCACAUCCUCAUACGUGCAAGGAGCGGAUCGGAGCAGGCAUCUUGCAAGACAAGUACAAGAAUACUUGGGCUUGCGCCACCAAUAGCUCUUCUGGACCCUUGGGCAAAUUCUGCCACCAUUACAGCUAG
Messenger RNA from Exophiala aquamarina CBS 119918, 618 nucleotides. RefSeq lists its product as uncharacterized. The record is from RefSeq and is a predicted model, not a curated record. NCBI's taxonomy places the organism in Eukaryota, Fungi, Ascomycota, Eurotiomycetes, Chaetothyriales, Herpotrichiellaceae. Bases 1 to 618 code for a protein of 205 amino acids. The transcript has a single exon.